This is a messenger RNA of Anarrhichthys ocellatus (wolf-eel), 2946 nucleotides long. RefSeq names its product Rho guanine nucleotide exchange factor (GEF) 7b (gene arhgef7b). The record is from RefSeq and is a predicted model, not a curated record. Gene Ontology annotation, molecular function: guanyl-nucleotide exchange factor activity; protein binding. Gene Ontology annotation, cellular component: lamellipodium; cytoplasm. The coding region runs from base 229 to 2781 and encodes 850 amino acids. The transcript is spliced from 22 exons. NCBI's taxonomy places the organism in Eukaryota, Metazoa, Chordata, Actinopteri, Perciformes, Anarhichadidae. Gene Ontology annotation, biological process: intracellular signal transduction; lamellipodium assembly.
GAGAGAGAGAGAGAGAGGGGAAGGAAAUACCUUUCUCAUUUCCACAUCUAUUAUUUUUCUUCUAUUUUGGAUCAUCAGCCUGUGUGAUCCAAACCAGUGCGCGUUGAUGUUCAAACAAGGCGCGGCUGGCUAACCCUUCUGUCUCAUUUCGGACGGACCACAAACAGGAGAGCGCGGACACUGAAGCUGCUGCUGCUGUUGUUGUUGUAUGACAUUGGAGAUCCGGCCAUGAAUUCGGCCGAACAGACGGUAACGUGGCUCAUCACGCUGGGGGUCCUGGAGUCUCCCAAGAAAAGCAUCUCGGAUCCAGAGGCUUUCCUCCAGACGUCUCUGCAGGAUGGAGCGGUGCUGUGCCGGCUGCUGGAGCGACUCCGACCCGGGACGGUGGACAAAUUUUUCCAGGAACCGAGGGGUGACAGCGAGUGUCAGAGGAACGUUGCGGAGUUUGUUAAAGGCUGCGGGGCUUUCGGUGUGGAGCCUUUUGAGGUUAAUGACCUCCUGCAGGGAGUGAACUUCUCAAAGGUCCUAAACUGCUUGGUAGCCCUCAACAAAGCUACUGAAGAUUUAGGUGUUUCUGAAGACAGUGUGUGCGUGCCGCACUCCUCACACUUGAGGAUCAAGUCCUUUGACUCUCUGAACACUCAGAGUCGCUCCUCCAAGGUGCUGCAGCCUCAGUACCGCAGCCUGGACAUGUCGGAGGGCGGCGGGUGUGGCCACGCGCUGUUCAAGGCGCGCUUCACCUUCCAGCAGACCAACGAGGACGAGCUCUCUUUCUCCAAGGGCGACAUCGUCAGCGUGAGCCGGCAGGACGAGGGGGGCUGGUGGGAGGGCUCGCUCAACGGCCAUUCUGGGUGGUUCCCCAGUAACUACGUACGGGAGCUGAAAGGAAGCGACAAGACAUUAGACAAGCCGAAGUCUGGGAGCCUGAAAAGCCCCCCCAAAGGUUUCGACACCACCAUCAUCAGCAAGACCUACUACAACGUGGUCCUGCAGAACAUCCUAGAAACAGAGACUGAAUAUUCGAGGGAGCUCCAGAGUCUCCUGGGCUCAUACCUGCGCUCACUUCACCCCACAGACAGACUCGGCAGUGUUGACAUCAGUCACAUUCAGGGAAAUCUGGAGGAGAUCUCAACCUUCCAGCAGAUGCUGGUUCAGUCCUUGGAGGAGCAUACAAAACUCCCAGAGAACCAGCAGAGGAUCGGGGGCUUCUUCCUCAAUCUCAUGCCCCAGAUGAAGCUCAUCUAUGUGGCCUACUGCUCCAACCACCCAUCUGCUGUCAAUGUACUCAUACAACACAGUGAGGAGCUGGGGGAGUACAUGGAGUCUAAGGGGUCGUCCUCUCCUGGGAUCCUGACGCUGACCACUAGUCUGAGUAAACCCUUCACCAGACUGGAGAGAUACCCAACGCUGCUGAAGGAACUGGACAGACACAUGGAGGACCAACACCCUGACAGAGCCGAACUCAUUGCUGCCAUGAUGGACUUUAAAAACUUUGCAGCUCAGUGCCAGGAAGUGAGGAAGAAGAAGGACCUGGAGUUGCAGAUUUUAACAGAGCCAAUCAGAAACUGGGAGGGGGAUGACAUCAGGACUCUGGGCCCCGUUCUCCACAUGUCCCAUUCUACAGUCCACACGCAGAACUGUCAGGAGUCAAAUGAACGCUACCUCGUCCUCUUCCCUCACUCUCUGCUCGUGCUCUCUGCCAGCUUGAGGAUGAGUGGGUUCAUCUACCAGGGAAGGAUACCGCUGUCAGGGAUGCUCAUCUCCAGAAUAGAAGACGGAGAAAACCUGAAGAACGCUUUUGAAAUUUCCGGAGGACAGUGUGAUCGGAUGCAGGUGGCCUGUAACAGUCAGCACGAGCUACAGGAUUGGCUGGACCUUCUCACCAAACACACACACACUCCGGCCACGCACACACACUCACACCAGCGUCAGUCCGUCUGUCACACGUUGCCCUCUCAGCCCGCCACUCCCUCCAGACACUCGGAGUCUCGUGGAGGGAGCACUGGACACACCUACCACACCCUUCCCCAUCCCUCGUCCUUUGGGACGGCCCUCAGCAGCAGCCCUAUGUGGGGGCCCCUGGAGCCACCGAGUACCCCUAAACCCUGGAGCCUGAGCUGCCUUCGCCCUGCGCCUCCACUCCGGCCCUCGGCUGCUCUCUGCUUGAAGGAGGAUAUGAGUAAGAGUCCUAAGAACAUGAAGAAGCUUCUGCCUAAGAGGAAGCCAGACAGGAAACCUUCAGAGGAGGACUUCACCAUCAGAAAAAGUACAGCAGCUCUAGAGGAGGACGCUCAGAUACUGAAAGUCAUCGAGGCGUACUGUACCAGCGCCAAGACACGACAGACGCUCAACUCCACCUGGCAGGGGACUGACCUCAUGCACAACCACGUGCUCGCUGACACCAGCCUCACCGUCGCUGGCAACCUGCCUUGUUCUGACCAGUCAGAGGACUCGGAUUAUGACAGUCUCUGGACCGCCACUAGUUACAGGACUGCCUCAUUUUCUCGCUCCAGCAGGAAGGACGUGCACAUGUUGUUCCCAGAGGAGGAGAAGAUCAUCGUGGAGGAGACCAGGAGCAACGGGCAAACCGUAGUGGAGGAGAGGAGUCUGGUGGACACUGUGUACAGUCUGAAAGAUGAAAUCCAGGGGCUCAAACAGGACAACAAGAGUAUGAAGAGGACGCUGGAGGAGGAGCAGCGAGCGAGGAAAGAGCUGGAGAAGAUCGUCAGGAGAGUUCUGAAGAACAUGAACGACCCCACCUGGGAUGAGACUAACCUCUGAGAUCAAUACGAUCAUCACCACGGACAAGACCAACUUCCUGACUUGAUAAUGACCAAAUGAACCGUGCCAGAAGCUGCCAAUUCUUCCUUCAACACGUCUUCACCAUUUUUCACUUGCUUUGACCUUUGUAACAAACUGUGGACCAAGAGAAAGAUGCCUGCCAGC